UAUGACGUCACGUUAGCGGGAGGUCCAAAAAGGAAUUAGAAAAACUGAGCGUUUACUGGUAGUUGACUGUUACUUAUUGUUAGUUUACAGUAAGUGACAGCAAAAAUAUUUUAUAUUUACAGGAUCGAAUUGCAUGCAGGAGUUACAUUCGGUACAAAGUUUGCUAUACUCUUGAUUUGCGAGCAAAUACUUUGUCAGUCUGGGAUGUGUAGCGGUAAACGUAGCAGUCAGCGGCUAACUAGUUAAGGAAAACCCAGGUAACCCUAGUGUGCCUCGCGGCAGGUUACCCUGGCUAACCAGACACCGGGCUGGUCAUUACCAGGAGAUUUCAGGGUUUGCUCCCGCGGCGCGUUGGGGUAUAAACCCGCCCGGCCAGCCAUGGCCGCAGUCUCCUUCAUGGUCCUUUUGGAGGACGACGCCUUGGAGGUGGGCUACAGCAAUGGCUCCCGUUUACAGCUGUCCCCGUGCGGCUCCGAGUUCGUGCUGGAGGAAAGGCCGCCGGCCUCGGCGCACCCAUUGCAGACGCCUCGCAGGCUCCGCCGGAGGACGCGCUUUGUUACCAGCGCUCACAAAGAAUUGUUGGUUCAAGCUCUGGAUUUCAGGAACAGGUUUGCCACGCGUCCGUACCUACCAGAGGAGCUUCUUCCCAUGGAGCGAAGAAAGGUCUCCUUCACCGACAUCUCAGAAGUAGAAUGGCCAUCAUUUUCAGAAUACUCUUCCUGUGACAGAAGUCUCGGCCCCAGCCGGGAAUUUGUAAUCUCCUCACUGGAUGGGAAUGCGCGGCUGCAGCUGUCGCCUUGGGGGGAGGAGUUUUCUGUGGUGUUCCUCUGCAGGGUUAGUCAGGACGAGCCUCGGAAGGCCAGUGGUGACUGUCCAGGUAGCCGUCCAGCCAGCCAGUGUGGCAAGAACAAGGGGAAGUGUUGGGAAAGCCUGUCAGACCUCCGUAAGAGAGCACCCAGAGUGAGCGGGGAGCGGGGUGAAGCCCUGCCUGGGUCUCGGGGCCGUCCCAGCAGCCCCUCCACAGAGCCCCCCACUGCUCACCCAGGAAGGACGUAUCUCUGCACCUGGGUGACACAGCAGCACUCCUGCUCCUUCCCGCCGCUGCUGUGGCACCACCCGCUGUCCGUUGCCAUCCAGCUCCGGACUGCCACAAUGGGGGAGGGGCUCUUACGUGGCGAAACGACGUCAGGAAUGGAGAAGGGCAGCCUUCCCCAGGCCCUGCCUCUGCGAUGCUUCUCUCCACACCAGCACAGGUGGUGGUGCAGGGACUCUACAGGAGCACAGGGGGCGCUAGAGUAUGGUACACAUGACAAGCUGCUGAAGGUUAUGUGGAUCCAAGGUGUGCUCUAUCGGGUCACUAACUCAGCAGUGACCAUGAUAGAGGUCUUUCCUGGUGACGGUUCAGUCAUCCGCUCCAGCUCCACCCUGCCGGAAUACUUCACCCAUCACACCGUUGGACGCGAAGGCCAGGGCGCAGAGAAGACGUACCUCCUGAGCAGCCUCCCGCCUGACGUUGCGGGGCAGCUGUACUCGAUGAGGUCGCUGGUGGCUCGUGCAGGAAGGAUUAUGAAGUGUUACAACGAGACCAAGUUCUCCCUGAAUCUUCCCCCGUCCCACUGCUGCUGGCAGGAGGAGAGCAGCCGUUCAGAAGCCUCUGUAGUGACCCUGGACCCUCAUGCUCUCAGUCUUGGAUGUCCAGGCCGUCAGGGACUGUUUCAGUCCCAUCUGUCAGAGCAGAGCUGGUCUGCAGAGGCAGAACUGGCGAAGAUCAGAAGGUUUAAUUACUUGCUGGAUCACAGCGGGAUUCUGAGGUCCGCUGGUGUCUCCUCCGGGUCUGGAGGGCCGGGCAACAGUCAGCCGGAGUUCCUCGGCAUCCCUGCCACGACCCACGAGGAGAUGAGUAGGGAGAGCAUCACAGCGUCGCUGCGGCGCACCUCAGACAUCAUCCGCGACAUUGAGGCUUUUCUGUCAGAUGGUGUGACGUGUGACGGAGCAGUGUGAAGGGGGCCGCCCUCCCGCAACCCUGCCAGCCGGCAGCACCCCCGUGCAUUGCCAGUUUAUUUGUUUAUUUAUUUCCCACCCAUGUGACUCACCACCAGAUGAAAAUAAGGAAGGAAACCUAUGACUUUCAUAGGUAUUUCAUUACUUAAUACCAGUCAGCAACACCUUCAGAAAUAUUCACAUGGGAAGAUUUCUGUUCUUUUUCUCAGUUUGCUGCCUAUCUUGACAAUUUCCUGGUUCAAAUGUAUAUACCAGCACACUUAUGGGCUAUAUUGUACAGCAUCCUGUGUGAAAGUCUAUUAUAAGUAGUUUCGCUGCUAGCGUGAACUUCCCCAUCAGAAGCGAACGAGCGAAAAGGCUAUAGAAUAAAAUCUUCUCAAAAGA
Molecule: messenger RNA, 2385 nt
Organism: Paramormyrops kingsleyae
Lineage: Eukaryota; Metazoa; Chordata; Actinopteri; Osteoglossiformes; Mormyridae
Gene: c2h5orf34
Product: chromosome 2 C5orf34 homolog
Source: RefSeq, a predicted model, not a curated record